GCCAUGCUCCCCUAUAAGCAGGGCUUUCUGCGGCGUACAACGUCGCACGUAUACCGUGGUGGUAGACGUCACGUCAAGAAAUACGUCGCUCACGCUAUCUACGCUGGCCGCAAGUACAGCCAGUACAGAAAAGACAGCCAGCAUGGAUCAUCUUUCGAUUCAUCGCAGCAGACUCCGUUACAUCAAAAGCUCGCAGAUGCCUGGAGAAACACCCCCACUAAAUGGUAUCCUUUGCCCGUUCUAGUCGGUGCUUUACUACUUGUCGCACUCAAUAUUCGCAAGAGGCAACGGGAAUAUGCUUCCCAAUCGAAAACCGAAGGGCAUGGGAUGAUGGUCGAUAGAGAUGGUGAUGAAGUUAUUCGGCUGCAUGGACCGUUCCAUGUUAAUGUCCUUGGCGCUCUCCCGUUAAGAAAUUUGUCGCGCUUAUGGGGAUACCUGAAUUCUGUUGAAUUACCCGUCUGGUUCCGUCCUACCGGCUUCACGAUUUACUCAAAGAUUUUCGGCGUUAACCUUGAGGAAGUUGAGCACGACCUUCCGUAUUACAAGAGCCUGGGCGAAUUCUUCUACCGAAGGUUGAAAGAGGGCGUAAGACCAAUCGACGACGCUAUUCUGGUUUCUCCCGCGGAUGGUAAAAUAUUACACUUCGGGACCGUAGAAGGAUCACGAGUAGAACAAGUCAAGGGCCUAACGUAUUCUCUCAAUGCACUUUUGGGAAAAUCGACACCGUCGACUCCAACGUCCAAGAAAGUAGACUUCACCAAUCGCGACCACGAAGUAAUCAUGGACCGAGAAUUUGCAGACAUCAACGGAAUUGAAUACAGUCUCGAACAACUGCUAGGGUCCUCAGAUGCACCAAAAGUCAAGGAACCUGACGAAAAGGACAACGAAGCAUCUGAAUUACCGGAUGGGGAGUUAAACGUGUUAAGGCAAAUGGGAGAAGCGAAGGACGUGUCUGUUCCACCUUCAGGUUCCGAAUCAAACCUCGCACACGACGCAUCAGUCGCACUCGCAGUGGGUCGACCACCUCUCACACGUACACAUUCCGAGCACCAACGAAACCCGCAAAACCGACUAUACUUCACAGUAAUCUAUCUCGCACCAGGGGACUACCACCGAUUCCACUCUCCCGCCGCCUGGGUCGUCGAACAACGACGGCAUUUCGUCGGCGAACUCUUCAGCGUAUCACCUUACAUCGCCCGACGGCUACCAAACCUCUUCGUCCUGAACGAACGCGUCGCGCUCCUUGGACGCUGGGCACACGGGUUCUUCAGCAUGACACCAGUAGGAGCAACCAACGUCGGUAGCAUCCUACUCAACUUCGACCGGGAACUUCGAACAAACGUCCGCGGGCGACGUCCACCGCCAGGAACUUUCAUGGAAGCAGUGUACAGCAACGCGAGCAAGAUCUUGCGAGGCAAGCCGCUUCGACCUGGUGAGGAGAUGGGUGGGUUCUGUCUUGGGAGUACGAUCGUGCUUGUUUUUGAGGCGCCGAAGGACUUCGUGUUUGAUUUGCAUGCAGGACAGAAGGUGAAGGUCGGGCAGAGACUUGGAGAUGUUAAAGCUUCACCUGAGAAGACUUGACGAUGUUUUAUCUUAACCUUGACCUUGACUAUCGCUCCCCUCCGGCACUCCUUUUCCUGCGUUGCAUGCUCUGUUUCUGCUUUCUUGCAGCUUGGAUUCUUGACUCCGACAUUUUCAACAUGACCGCACCAGAUGACGAUUCGCAAUAAAAUCUUUCGUAAACUUAGAUGAAUUCUUUCCUCCCCUCUCAUUUUGCAGAUUAUUCUUUUACAUAGUAAAUAUUAGUAGUGAUGAGAUGUUGCAAUACGUGUUUGCGAGAAGUU
Molecule: messenger RNA, 1844 nt
Organism: Fomitiporia mediterranea MF3/22
Lineage: Eukaryota; Fungi; Basidiomycota; Agaricomycetes; Hymenochaetales; Hymenochaetaceae
Product: phosphatidylserine decarboxylase
Exons: 4
Coding region: 4-1581 (525 amino acids)
Biological process (GO): phosphatidylethanolamine biosynthetic process
Cellular component (GO): mitochondrion
Molecular function (GO): phosphatidylserine decarboxylase activity
Source: RefSeq, a predicted model, not a curated record